Trichoderma breve is the source of this 2295-nucleotide messenger RNA. RefSeq names its product chromosome segregation during meiosis domain-containing protein. The transcript has 3 exons. Bases 1 to 2295 code for a protein of 764 amino acids. Lineage: Eukaryota; Fungi; Ascomycota; Sordariomycetes; Hypocreales; Hypocreaceae. The record is from RefSeq and is a predicted model, not a curated record.
AUGCCCAUCUUCCAGGACGACAUUCAUCAUGAAUCGCCGGCCUCUAGCCCUAUCGCUAUUGAGCCGGCACCCUCGAGGAGCCGUCGCUUGUCUGAGGAGAGUCUACGAACCGAACUUUGCGAAGGGCCGGUUCCCGAUAGCCCUAUGCAUUCAUCGACAACAAAGGGCGACGAGGAGAACAGGAUAUCGGAUAGAGCCGAGCUGAUAGAGAGGUUGAAACGGGGAGAGAGCCCAACUUGGGUCCCCAACCGACAUCUUGAGUCGAUUCUUCAGCAUGAAAACUCCCAUAGCGCCCAGGAGCAAGGCAGAACCUCACCCGAGUCACCUAAUCUCCUACCGCCAGCGCCGAUUACACCAGACAAAACCAAGCUGCCAGAGUCGGCCGAUGCGAGACUACGAGAUGGGCUGAGCAUCGAACGACCGAGAUCAGCCUUUCAUAGCGGCGAUUUCACGAGCGACGUAACAGCAUCUGAGAAUGGGCAGCACAACGACCCGGGCAGGCCUGGUGCCCAAGGACGAAUGACGACUGAGCAUGCUUGGUUCGCAACCUCACCACCUAGACACUUUACGCCAUUUCCCUACGGAGUAAGGGCCCAUGGUAGGAGAACACAUCCGCUGGAUACAGAUAUCGCCGAUGGCUUCAAGUCCGAUACCUCUCCUCUAUCAACAUCAUUGUCCAGCUUCGCGUAUCAACCUCCGACUAGUCCCCUUGCCCAGUCUGAGACGAAUGAAGAUGUCGACUUCUCUACGCCUCCUGAAUUCCCCUCUAUGAAAUACAAGUCAACGUGGCGACACCAGCUCAACUCAAAUCAUUCUUCGCCAUUUCAUCCUCCCUCCUCAAGGUCACGGCCACAGUCACGAUUUCCGCCACGACGAGAGGGUGCUCUGCCAUAUCAAGCCCACCAGCCUCGCCGCUCUUUGACUUCUACCCCUACUUUCCCCCACAGUCACCACCACUUCUCCUCUCCUCAAACGCCAGCCUUGCUGCGCUCUCGACGACAAUCCUUUGGCCCAGACACCUCGCCCAUCCAGCACGCCUCCAUGGUUGGUUCAUACGAAGAGAGCAUUCUGCGUGGCCGCAUGUCAACAACACCAUCAAAGCCAUUUGAGUUUGUUGCCCAGAUUGGCGUAAUGGGAAAGGGCAACUGCAAAUCCAGCCUCAGAUGCCCGCGGCAUGUAACUCUCCCCUUCCCCGCCGUCUACUAUAGCUACGGUGGUGCUCCCCAUGGGAGAUCGCUCCUUGACGACGGCCCAAGCCCAUACGUCGGCCAGAUUGACUUGGAGAACGGACUUUCCAACCCCGAAGAGGAGUCGAGAUCGCGAAGAAAGGCACAAAGCCGGUACAGUGACAGAAAGCAGCAGGCCAGCAGCGAAACAGCCGGGUUGAGUGUCCAAGAAACGGAGGCGGAUCGAGAACGGCAAAAGGCUGCCAAGUCCAAGCGCCUACCGGCUUCUCCGAGAGCGCCCCCAGGAGGAAGCUAUAGAAUCCCUGAAACAGGGCAGAUUCAAAUCGUCAUCAAAAACCCAAACAAGACAGCAGUCAAACUCUUUCUAGUGCCAUAUGACUUGACCGGCAUGAUGCCAGGAACCAAGACUUUUAUCCGCCAGCGCAGUUAUUCUGCUGGUCCCAUAAUUGAUAAUGUACCAAACAUGUCCCAGGCGGACGGCGACCGCCCCAUUCUCCGAUAUCUCGUUCACUUGCACAUUUGCUCGCCCGCCAAGGGGCGCUUUUACCUGUACAAGAGCAUUCGCAUUGUUUUUGCAAACCGGGUGCCUGACGGCAAGGAGAAGCUGCGUAACGAAACAACGUUGCCCGAACCGCGCUUCUCUCCCUACAAGCCCAUCCGUGUGAUGAAUCCUCCGCUUUCGACCUCCAGUGGCGCGGGAGCCAUGUUGGCCAACGAAAAGGCCUUGCGGCGGCGCAGCCUGGGCAUUUUCAUGAGCGGCAACACGUCGAACUUUGAUGGUAUUGACGGCCUUGCAUCUCCUGAGGAAAUGCCAAUGACGGCUCCGUCGCCCGGCUCUGAUCGCGGCAGCGUCACUCCCAUGGAAUUAAUCCCACUGCGUCUUCCGCAGCCAAACACCCCUGCCAACAGCCGCCCGUUCACCAAGGACUCGGGAGGCGUUGACACCUGGGGCCCAUCGCAAUACGAGAAGCUCAACAGGGGCGAUGCCGGCUACGGAGGGAACGCUUUUAGCCGCUCUGCUUCUAGCAGCUCUCCUGGAAAUGCUCCUGAGGGACUGCUCUCUCAGCGCCUGCGUGGCCUAGGCGUAAAGCCUCAGCAGACGGACUGA